Messenger RNA from Eurytemora carolleeae, 1104 nucleotides. It is a transcript of the gene BI-1, whose product is annotated as probable Bax inhibitor 1. Lineage: Eukaryota; Metazoa; Arthropoda; Copepoda; Calanoida; Temoridae. Gene Ontology annotation, biological process: negative regulation of apoptotic signaling pathway; negative regulation of endoribonuclease activity; cellular response to unfolded protein. The transcript is spliced from 7 exons. The record is from RefSeq and is a predicted model, not a curated record. Gene Ontology annotation, cellular component: mitochondrial membrane. The annotation marks the transcript as partial. Gene Ontology annotation, molecular function: enzyme binding.
UUAUUUAGUGAACCCCGUGUCCGGAGUCACCUUAAGAAUGUGUACGCCACCCUGACAAUGUCCGUCAUGGCAUCUGCCACUGGAGCAUAUGUUCACCUGUUCACUGAUAUGCUCCGGGGAGGAGGGAUUGUAUUCUCUCUACUUGGAGCUGGGUUAGCUCUAGGACUCUUCUUCACUCCAGACAAUGGAAAGAAUAGACCAGCCAGACUUGGAAUGCUCCUGGGGUUUGCUUUCCUAACUGGACUCGGCCUCGGCCCUCUUCUCGACCUCGCGAUCAUGAUGAACCCCAGCAUCGUCCCCUCAGCCCUCAUGCUGACCUGCAUGGUGUUCGCCUGUUUCUCCGGCGCGGCUCUGUUUGCUCCGGACGGGAAGUAUCUGUAUCUGGGUGGAUCUCUGCUCUCUGGACUCUCAACUCUGUUUUUCCUCGGACUCCUCAACAUCUUCUUCAGAUCUCAGCUACUGUUCCAGGCUCAUCUGUAUCUCGGCCUAGCAAUCUUCUGCGGAUUUAUCAUGUUUGAUACUCAAGUCAUCAUUGAGAAGGCUCGUCGUGGAGACAAGGACUUCAUUGCUCACUCCCUGGACCUCUUCAUCGACUUCAUUCAGAUUUUCAGGAAGGUUCUUAUCAUCCUCAUGCAGAAGAAGACUAACAAGGAGGAGAGCAAGGACAAGAAGAAGCGUUGAAUCAGAUAAAAGUGGCUGCGUGAGAUUUUAUUAUUAUCUUGAGUGUUACCUAAAUAAUCUCACGCCAGCAAUCGGAAACAUUCCUCUAAUUUAUUUAUUCACUCGGAGUUUCGGAACUUCAGAAAUUCGAACUAAUGAACUUUUGGAAUUGCGGAAAUUCAAACUUAUGGAGUUUCGGGAUUUUUAAAGUUCUAUUUCUCAAAAAUUGAACAAAGGGUUUCAAAAUUCCAGGAUUUCCGAUUAACUCAAGAGUUUCGCAAUUCUAGAAAUGCUCUGUUUUGCGAUUUCGGAGUUCCGACAUUGCAAAAAUUUAAAUUGUCACUCUCAAGUAUCAGUCCACGAAAAUUAUGUCGUAAAUCUACUUAUUUUUCUGUGUAUUUUUGUAAUUGGAGUAAAAAACAGAAUAAACGAUUAUAUAUGUAA